UUGGAAAAUUAGCAAAGGACUGUGCAAAAGUUUUCUCUGAAGGGGUAUUUGUUGAGCACUGACUAUGAAGAGAACAAAACAGAAGCCUCUGCCAGUCACUUGUAUGGGUUCUACAGAUGGAUGAUAUACUAUUCUUAGUCCCAAGGAUCUUAAAGAGUUUUAAGGGCGUUAAAAACAAUUUAAAAAGUUUAUAAAUAACACACAAAGUAAAAAAUAAUCAAAAUGCUGCAUUGGAGAGUUCAAAGGAAAAAAGAAUUAUUUUUCUGGGAGAGGGACAAAAAUCUAAGCUAGACCUCACAAGGAGGAAGCAUUUAUAGCCCAGACUUUAAAAGAUAGAUAGGGUCAGAUAUUUGCAAAAAAGAAAAAUGCUACUCAUUAUUAGUGGGGCCUCGGAAUAAGCAUAGAGUGUAUGUGGAAGAGCAGUAGGUAUAUAAAAGAAUCCCAUAUAUGUAGUAUUGAAUGGAAGUAUAUGGAGAUAAAACAGGCAAGGUCAGUUGGGAUGAGAUCACUGAGCGCCUUUAAUGAAGUUUAUGUAUAUAUAUUCAAAUAUAAGUUUAUGUUUACAAAUAUAAUACAUUUUUCUUGUGAAUGCUGAUGUUCAGCUUUUAGUGAUUUAUUCCCUUUAUUUGAAAUCUUUUCUCUAUCAUAAAUACUUCUAAAAAAGUUUAGAUUAUACCAAAAAAAAAAAAAGAAAAACAUGCAUUUGUACCUCUAACACUUGCAUUUAAUGUAUUUCCUUUCAUAUAAUAUUUAUGUUUAAGACAUUUUAAAGUUAAAUAGACAAUAACAUAGGUAGGUUAUUUUUUGUGGUUUUAAGAGAAUCUAGAACUGGUAAGCCUCACUACUUCUGUUUAUCUUCCUGUGUUUGAUUAAACUUUAAAUCUUUGACUAAAAUCUUAAUUUUUCAUUUAAAUCAGGACUUAUUAGUCUGAGGUAAAUUGAAAGCAUUGCAUAUUUUUUAGUUUGUAAAAAUAAUUUAUUCCAGAAGCAAUCUUACUGUUUAUUUUAGUGCCCUUUAAAAUUGCCUAAAACAUGGUAGAGACAGAGUGAGAAGGAACAUUUUCUCCCAUUUAACUAUGAAGAUUUGUGGUUAUUUAGCAUUAUCAGCAUAGACAUAAUUGUGUUGGCAAUCACCUGAAGAAAAAAAUGCAGAAAUUUGCAGAGCUAAGAUACCUGAAUAGGGCCAGAGAUUUUAGAAAGGCAAUAUAUGAUCCUUCCAUUGACUCACAGACUCUUUAUGGAGGGCCUACUAUGUGCCAAAUCCUGUAAAUACACAGCAGACCCCCAUCUUAGCCUAGUUAAUGGGUCCAAGUAGAGAAUCCUGGGAAUUGACACAAGACCCUGUAUGUGCAAAGCUGAAGUCUUCUAUACAGAAGACUUCCACUUGGUAAGAGAUUAAGAUUAUUGAAGGAAGCUGCCAAAAGUCCAGGAAUUUUUAUGUAUUUUAAGAAUUGGGUGAUAAAAUUAGAGGAGUAAGAUAAUAAAAUAUAUAUAAUGCAGCAAGACAGAACUUGUUAGGUGUGUAUGUUUCAGUAUUUGGAAAAUAAGAUUUAACUAUAGAGUGAAAUAGGCAGGAAUAAAUGGAGAAUGACUUCUUAGUACUAUUAUAAACCUAAGUAGAAAGGAAAAAUCUCUGUUCUUAUUAGUUUAUAAACAGAAAUUUCUUAUAUUUCAUACCCUGAAUUUAUAGGCACAUAUGUUAGCUUUGUAACCAUGUGGAAUUUUUGUACUGAGACAUCUUUCUCAAUGUAGCCUCUCAAUUCUGAGAUUGUUUCACUUAAAUUCCAUUCAUGAUACUGUUUGAUCACCUGUUUUCCCUUUAUUGUGUUUAUUUGUGCAAACUUACAUAAAUUGAGAUAAACAUUGACUUUUGAAGUUCCACUAAAUAAAAAUUUUCUAAGUGAUUUAGUUGGUGUUUUCCUGGUUCACAAAGUGGGACAUUACACCAUCCCACUGUUGAUACCCUUUAAGAGGAGGUGGUAGGCUCAGUCUUACAUUCAGAAAGCAUUAAACAAGUUAAGCUAACCAGUUUCCAAUUUAUAGCAAUGAUUCCUGUUUUUAAAUAAUAAAAAGUAAGGAUUUAUGUGUCAUUCUCAAUUGUAGAUAUUUUGAUAAUGAAACCUUUUUCUUUUUCUUUUUUUCUUUUUUUUAUGUAGGACACCAUUGCAGUGGCUGGAUUUAUUGUUUUGUCUUCCUCUACAAGCAAAGAUGGUGAACAUAGCUUAUUUUUGAAAGCAUAUGAGGACUUCAAAUCAACUGUUUAUGUAAAUGUGAAACUUUUAGUCUCUACUCAUGUUAGUGGUUUUAAUGAGAUAAGGUGUUGGAAUAGAAGUAUUUCUGUAAAUCUACAGGCAAACUAGUCUGAAUUAAUUUAAUAUUUUAAGUUUUACAAAUAGAAAAUUUUUUCUUGGCUUUAUAUUUAGAUGACUUCAGGUAGAAAAGAAAAAUCCCUUAAAGAUAGUUGUUUAUUGAUGAAAAUUUUAAAACUCCAGACACUCCAGUCCUUAUCUUAUUCUUUGCAAUGAUACUCUCAGCCUCUUUUGAUGAUCUAUUUGGUUUCACUUUAAAUUGAUCAAGUAUCCCUUUUCAGGUAAAACUGAUUUCCUCCUAUUUUAUUCUUUAUGAAGUUGCUCAUUCUUUUUCUCUUCACCUUUCCCCUACUCCAGUCCCACCCUCCACCCCUAACAAACACAUUUGGAGAUUCUCUCUGUUUGAAGAAGGCUGUCAAGUAGAGUUGGGUCAAGCCAUGUGCUUAUAGGCCAACAUCUGCCUGUUUUUUUGUAGUAUGCACAAGGGCAUCACUGGGCCAGGGGCUGUCCUAUGAUAUUAAAGUUAAUGAAUUAGACGGAAGCUUAGCUUAGACAACUUUGCACAUGGCACUCUUAAUUUGUAAGCCAUAACUUUAUGUCACUCUGAUGACUUUGAAUAUUACAUACAGUUAAAUGUGUAGUUUCACUACAAUUAAAGGUCUGUAGUCACACGGGAAGUUGUUUGUGUACAAAUAAGCCCUUUCUGGUUUUUUUUUCAGGUUUAUGUUAAAUCUGUAAUAGAUUUUUCUACAGAGUCAAUGUCCUUGGUUCCAGCAACACGUUAUGUAUAUACACCCCUGAAUGAACUCAAAGGUGGCAUGAUCGUCAAUGUCUAUGGUGUUGUGAAGUUCUUUAAGCCUCCAUAUCUAAGCAAAGGAACUGAUUAUUGUUCUGUUGUUACCAUUGUGGACCAGACAAAUGUAAAGUUAACCUGCCUGCUCUUUAGUGGAAAUUAUGAAAGCCUCCCAAUAAUCUAUAAAAGUGGAGACAUUGUGCGCUUUCACAGGCUGAAGAUCCAGGUAUAUAAAAAUGAGACUCAAGGUAUCACCAGCUCUGGUUUUGCGUCUUUGACAUUUGAGGGAACUUUGGGAGCUCCUAUUAUCCCUCGUACUUCAAACAAGUACUUUAACUUCACAACUGAGGACCACAAAAUGGUAGAAACCUUACGUGCUUGGGCAUCUAUUCAUAUUUCACCUUCUUCGACAUUAGUAAAAUUGUGUGAUGUUCAGCCGAUGCAGUAUUUUGACCUGACUUGUCAGCUCUUGGGCAAAGCUGAAGUGGAUGGAGCAUCAUUUCUUCUAAAGGUGUGGGAUGGCACCAGGACCCCGUAUCCAUCUUGGAGAGUCUUAGUACAAGACCUUGUUGUUCAUGGUGAUUUAAGUGACAUCCAUCGGCUGCAGAACCUGUCAGUAGACAUUUUAGUCUAUGAUAAUCAUGUUCAAGUGGCAAAAUCUCUGAAGGUUGGAAGCUUUCUUAGAAUUUAUAGCCUCCAUACCAAACUUCAGUCAGUGAAUUCGGAGAGCCAAGCAGCAUUAUUAGCUCUAGAGUUUCAUCUCCAUGGAGGUACCAGUUAUGGUCGGGGAAUCAGAGUCUUACCAGAAAGCAAUUCUGAUGUGGAUCAACUGAAAAAGGUUUUAGAAAGUGCAAGUUUGACAGCCAAUCAACAUUCAGAUGGUAUAUGUCAAUCAGAGUGUGAGGACAGCUUUCCAACAAGCUCUGGAUCAGUAUCACUGUAUGAGGUAGAAAGAUGUCAGCAACUGUCAGCUACAAUACUUACAGAUCAUCAAUAUUUGGAGAACACCCCACUAUGUGCUAUUUUGAAACAAAAAGCUCCUCAACGAUAUCGCAUUCGAGCAAAAUUGAGGUCUUAUAAGCCCAGAAGACUCUUUCAGUCUGUUAAACUUUAUUGUCCUAACUGUCAUUCAAUGCAGGAAGUUCUACAUGAAGGUGAUUUGGAUCGAAUUUUGCAAGAGAGUGCAACUAAAACUCCCGAUGCCAAACUACACAAUACAGUAUUAUAUGAUUCGAAAGUCUGGACCACUAAAGAUCAGGGAGAGCGAAAAGUAGCUGUUCAUUUUGUGAAAAAUAAUGGUAUUCUCCCACUUUCAAAUGACUGUCUGAUUUUGAUAGAAGGAGGUACACUAAGUGAAAUCUACAAACUUGCAAACAAGUUUCAUAGUGUGAUUCCUGUGAGAUCUGGCCAUGAAGACCUGGAACUUCUUGACCUUUCAGCACCGUUCCUUAUACAAGGAAAAAUACAUCACUAUGGGUGUAAAAAGUGUUCUAGUUUGAAACCAAUACAAAAUCUAAAUAAUCUGGUUGAUAAAACAUCAUGGAUCCCUUCUUCUGUGGCAGAAGUACUGGGCAUUGUACCCCUUCGGCAUGUGUUUGUGAUGACAUUUACUCUUGAUGAUGGAACAGGAGUAUUGGAUGCUUAUCUCAUGGAUUCUGACAAAUUCUUCCAUAUUCCAGCAUCAGAAAUCCUAACCAAUGAUUACCUUCAGGAAAGUAUGGAUAUGAUCAUGAAUAUGCUCUGUCCUCUAGGAAUAAAAAUUGAUACAUAUCCGUGGUUGGAAUGCUUCAUCAAGUCCUACAAUGUCACAAGUGGAACGGAGCAGCAGAUUUGCUAUCAGAUUUUUGACACCACAGUUGCAGAUGAUGUCAUCUAAUAUUGACAUUCCACGUAACAUAUGUAAAAUAUUGUAAUUUUUGAAAACAUUACUGUUUUCUAUGAGAUUGCUAUAAAACAUGCAAAAGACUUAGCUCAGUUGUUUAUUUUUCAUUUUAACCACUAUUUAAUUUUUUUUAAACAGACAUUGUGUUAUCUUAACCUCUUCUGAGUAAAUUAAAAAUGUUCCUGUUGCUCAGAAAUACCCAGUAUGAUCGCUUCUAGGGUUAUGAAAGAGAGAGACAUUGAAUGAAGAAUGACUUUUCAUGUACUCGCCGUAGUCCUCUUGGAGGAGCUAUUUUCUUACCCUGCAGUAAAAAUCAUUUUCCCUGUUGGGUUGCCACUGAUUUCCCUGCCAUCCACCAUCCCUGGUUGGGCUUUUCCUUGCCUAGAGUUUUAUAUCAGCAGUGUUGAUGAUUUUAGCCUGACUAUGGGCUUAGAAGAUAUCCUUGCCUUAGAGCACUGAGUUUUGACUGAGUGCCAGGUAUGUAGUGGGUAGUGAUUUUGUUUUGUUUCAGUUUUGUACAAAGGGAUCUGCUUAAACAAAUACUCAAAGAAAUGCUUGUUCGAGUGAGCAACAGUGUACUUUAAAGAGUGGUUUUACUGUAAGCAAAAGUGGUAGAAUUGCUUUUCUUGGGUGCUGAUAUUGACUCAUGUAGGAUAAAUCCAUUUUUAGACCAGAAUUAUUGAUUGCUUAUUUCUCUACAUGACAUUGGAAGUCAUUCCUUUUUCCAUUCCACCUCAACUUAAUAAAGUGCUCAGAUUCACAGUGUUAGCGACUUACUGAGAAUACCCUUUUUUAAUAGUCUUAUAUAAAAUAUAUUUCAGGUUGAACAUUAAAUGAGGUGUUAACUCAG
Molecule: messenger RNA, 5834 nt
Organism: Miniopterus natalensis
Lineage: Eukaryota; Metazoa; Chordata; Mammalia; Chiroptera; Miniopteridae
Source: RefSeq, a predicted model, not a curated record